AGCUAGCCACACCCCCAUAAGCCGCAGCCGCCCCAAAGCCCAAAGCCUCCCCCAGUUCCAAUCUGGAGUUGCCGCCGAGUCCCUCUGACGUUGGACCGACCAACCACAACCUCACCUCAUCUUCCUUCUUCUCUCUUCCAGCUGCGUUCGCAUUUCUCAGAGCCUUCGUUCGAGAGCAAAUCCUUUCUUAUGGUGGUUUCGCUUCUCUGCUGGCUUCUUGAAACAGUUCUGGGCUCAAAUUGUCGCCCGUGCUCAAACGACGAACUGCCAAACUGCCCUGGCUUCAUGUGUUCGCUGGCGCAAUUGGAAAUCAGCUCCAACCUCCAUACCCUCUCCUCUCCUUAUCUUAUCCAACUAUCGUCGCUCAUAAUUGCCGCCCAUCCUCCUGGUCCCUGCUUACCUGGCUUGUCCGUUUGCUGUUUCUCUUGCCACUAUUAUCCCUUAAUGAUCGCCAAGAGCAGCCCAUUCCUAGAUCUGAGCUGAGAAGUGGGAAGGACAACGGAAAAAACAGAAGGAUACAUUUGAUUUUUUACCAGGGACACCAACGCUCCAAGACGCUGGUGGUGCAAGGGAGUGUUGUAAGAGUUGCCUGCAAAAGUCCCUCUCUGCUUUGGCCCGAACUUGUCAUAGCUACGGAAGUAUAAGGUUGGCCAUUCCAUCGGCCAACGGCCCCCUACCAUCCACGAGGAAUAAGCAGCGUUAUUCCCAAUCGAUAUACAUGUUUGGAGGGAUUGAUUUGAACACUUGCUCGCCACAGAUGCCCAGUGCGCCUCUGGUAAUCCGUUCGCAUCAUAAUACAUUCGUAUUUUUACCUUUCAAUCCUUGAAUAAAGCUACUUAGGCCCGUGCUGUUUUAUAUUCUUAUCCUGUUAAUCGAUAUAGCCUUGCGCUCAAAUUGGUGUUGAUCACUGAGCUCCUCGUUCGAGCUAUUAGCAUAAAGGCUGUGAAAUACCCCCCCUCCCCCUUACGGAACGGUAACCACUUACCCCCUACGUUCCUUGAACCUGGUCACGGCGGACCGGAUAAGACAGAAAACGUCUCUUGGGGAGUUUUCAAGUUCAAGCACAAUGUUGUCAGAUGUCAUGGCACGUCAAAACUCUGUCGAUACUCAGCCUGGACAGGAGCUUGUUUCUAUAAGUGAAGUCGCGCCUGCCACUACUGCACCACCUCCAUCAACAUCCAGUACAGCUGUUGACAAUGAGAAGCAGCAGACUGAAAAUCCCGAUAUUCCUCCACCAAAAACCGACAAGCCUAGACCUCAUGGUUGCACAACGUGCGGCAGAAACUUUGCCCGGCUAGAGCACUUAAAGCGUCAUGAGCGGUCUCAUACCAAAGAAAAGCCAUUUGAAUGCCCGGAAUGUGCCAGGUGCUUUGCGCGAAGAGACCUCCUUUUGCGGCAUCAACAGAAGCUCCAUAUGACAACCACGCCCUCAUCCCGGCCUAAAAAUGCGCGGCGAGAAAGCACCAGCGGUGUCGGGCCUGGAGCAACUCGGGUCCGCAAAAAUUCCAUUGCGAAUAAUGGAAACACCGGUAAUAGUAUGAGGCCGCGAGCGAAUACCAUCAGCCAUCUUGAUCGUUCGUCAAUUGGGAUUAUAGGUGUUGGAAAUCCAGCUGGUUCAAGGCCACCUUACCCUACUCACACCAGCCAUCCGAGUUUAAGUUCGAUACCUGGACUUCCAGAAUACGGGUUCCGGGGUCUCCCUUCCGAGCAGCCAAAUACCAAUGGCUUGACAAAACUAGAUACUGGCAUUCCUAUGGACUUGACUAAUGGGCUUCGUACUGCACCCGUUUUUGGUAGCUUCAAUGAGGUGAACUUUGGCGACAUGAUGUUAAAUCAGGGGAGUAAUACCAUCAACCCCGCCCAGCUGCAUUUCGGAUCGCCUCAUCCUUUUGGUGGUGACACUCCGACCUCGCCAUUCCACCCAACGUUUGCGGGCAUGCCAACAUCACAGAGCCUGAUCGACGAUGACCUCAACCCGGAAUGGCUGCAUGGAUUUGAGAGUACAAUGACAUUCGCCAAUGCAAAUGAGUCCGCGAUUGAUGGUUCGUCACCUUCGGCUAUGAGCACAGGGAGCCAGAGUGGAAUCAGCGAAGUUAUGUUAGAUGGAUCGAACCAGGCUGUGACGAGCUCCUCGGGACCGUGGUCCAAUCCUCUCCUUGUCCAAACCCAAACUCCGACAAAUCAAUUCAACAUCGAUUUUACGUCCCCUUUUGCAGACAUGCAGCCUGAUACUGUCUCACCUAAGUCCCUGCUUGCACAGCACCAUUUUUCCGACCAGUCGUUCUCGACUCCCCCUCCGAGGGUUCAGCCUGGAUUGUCUGGACCACCAAAUAAUAUAUUCCAUCCCCCAAUGGUUACUAACGGAGAUAUAGGGGAUUCUUCCGGUACCGUUAGACUUAACAGCUUUGUACCAAAUUCCGCGCCGUCGAUAUCCACGGAAACCAUUACCGAUUCCACUCGCCAAGCUCUCUUAGCCAGUCUACAUCAGCCCUCUGGUAUUACCCAUCGUCGAUUCUCCCAGUCAUCUAGCACACAACUGACCAGCCCCGGCGCACUCCCCCAUCAACACUCCUUUAGCAGUAAUUCAUAUGUUCUCCCAAGCACGAUCGACCUCCAACGUUACAUUGCAGCAUAUGUGAACUAUUUCCACCCCCACAUGCCUUUCCUGCAUAUAUCGACUUUGGAUUUUGAUGCUCCCGAAUACGCUGGCAGCCUAAAGAAUCCUAAUGGACAAGUAAAUUCUGGCACGUCUACUAUUGCUGGUGGGGGUGGGUGUUUGAUUCUCUCCAUGGCAGCCAUCGGUGCCUUGUACGAAUUCGAAACCGCGACAUCCAAGGAGCUUUUCGAGUCUGCGAAGAAAAUGAUUCAGGUAUACCUUGAGGAGCGGAGAAAAGCAGAUAUGUCUGCGGCACUUAACCGAUCAAGCUCCCCGCGCGACAAUUCCGUUCAGAAUACACCUCUGUGGCUAGUUCAGGCAAUGCUGCUGAAUGUCAUAUAUGGACAUAAUAGCGGUGACAAAACCUCUGCUGACAUUGCGAGUACACAUUGUGCGGCUUUAGUUAGCUUAGCAAGAGCCGCAGAAUUGAUCCACCCCUUGCCAGCCGAAAACCUCCCUCCCGAUCAACUUGGAUAUCCCAUUGGAGGGAGUGAUAUGCAUAUGGAUGGGAUAAAUUCUCAAGCGUGGCAUGACCAUAGAGAAUGGAUGCGGUGGAAAAUAGUAGAGGAGCGAAAAAGAACACUUUAUGCCAUUUUUACUUUGUCCAGCCUUUUGGUUUCUGCUUACAACCAUGCUCCAGCGCUGAUGAAUUCGGAAAUUCGGCUCGAUUUGCCUUGCGACGAACAACUUUGGGCUGCGGAAUCCGCCCAAGCUUGGACGUCAUUGGGUGGCACUACAGCUCAUCAUAGGGGAAUACCGUUUUCUGUGGCACUGACAACACUUCUUACAGCUAGUCACCGAAGGCAAUCGGGCUCCCCACCACAGUCGCAUUUUGGCGCUGGCGCUGGCGCGCCCAGCGAAGAUCUUCCUCAAAGUGAUCUGAAACCGAGUACGUUUGGCUGUUUGGUACUGAUACACGCCUUGCAUAAUUAUAUUUGGGAAACUCGACAGCGACACAUUGGCCGCCCUUGGACGCCACAGGAGACGGAAGCAAUGCAUGCACACACUGAACCUGCUCUUCGGGCUUGGCAGUCGGCAUGGAGUGCCAACCCUAGACAUAGCCUUGAGCGGCCAAACCCGUAUGGGUUGGGACCUCUAUCGGCGGAUAGCAUACCUCUUUUGGAUCUUGCAUAUGUUAGAUUAUUCGUUAACUUGGGUCGAUCCAAGGAAGCAUUCUGGCAAAGAGAUUGGAACGGCAUGGCGGACGAACUGGCAAGAGGAGCCGACAUUAUUCAGCAUGCAGAUGAUCCUAGAGCUGACUAUCCCUCCCCGAACCAACUUGAGGGAGCAAACCAAGGUGGCGGCAGGCGAGCUUCCAUGGCUGAAUACGGCGUGGCAGACUUAACGCUCACUGGCAACGCGAAUCAAGAACGCAACAUGCAGAACAAUAUUUCUCAGCAGCAAAUGGCAGCAUCAAGACGCGAACGUCAUCUUCGAAAGGCAGCAUUUUACGCUGCAGACUCGAUAUCCAUGUCUGAUAAGCUAGGAAAUACCUAUGCUGAGUUCACGUCGCGAGAGCUUCCUAUCCAAAGCGCAAUGUGUGCGUUUGACUGUGCUCAAGUUUUGGCUGAAUGGGUAACCACAAUUCAAGAACGAAUUGGUCCAUAUCUAGGGAUUUUGGGACAGGAUGCGAUGGAUUUGACCCAGGUUCCUGGAAUAAUGCUCUUGGAAGACGAGGAUUACAAGCUUAUUCAAAAGAUACAAGAAAUACUCCACAAUAUUGAAGUGAAAAUGAAAGAUGCUUUGCAUCAUCCCGGUAAUUCUGGAAAUGAACCAUCGAAUUGUUUGCCCAGCUUGGUUGAUGGCGGUUUUGGUACAAAGAUCUUGUUCUCGACGGCGUAUCUUCUGGAUAGGGCAGCUGUUUGGCCAGUUACAAAGUUAAUGGCUCGGUCGCUCGAAGCCCAAGGGCUCCGGAUGAGAGAGAGGGCGAGGAACUCAGUCCUUGCUGGAUAAUUAGGAGAAGAACAUCAGGACCAUGUACAUGCCUGCUUCUCGCAUAUCGGCUCUGAGUUCCUGACUAAGGCCACCACGCGGAUUGAUCCCGGCCAAUGAAACUAUCCGCGUCGUCCCUCAGGACAUUUCUGCAUCUAAUCACACGUUGGCGUGUGAACGCAUCCCCGCCAGUCUGUACACGGGCAGUUUUGGCGCUUCACACAUAUCCGCCGCCCACCUGCUGCUGCUGCGGGGUGAUUUCAUAUCUAAGAUCCGAUAAAAAUUUCCUUUCACGCUCUGAAAAGUCUACCGGAGAUACUCGAUUUCGAACGCCCAUAACAUGAAAAAAUCUCCUUUUUCUUUUUUUUUUUUCCCCGCCUUCCGGAUUAACGAUCACGAAAUUUUCACAAUUGUCAUGUCAGCGGUACAGGGUUCGGUCUUAUUCAUCACAUCACAAAUGGACACAGUUUGGGAUUCAUAUAAAAACAACACGAUUUGAUAUAUUACUUAUUCCAAGAAAAAAUAAGGCUGGGCUUUUUCAUUUAUUGUAUUUUUCGGAUGCGGGAACAUUAAAAAAAGAAGAGAAGAAAAAGGGAAACAGGAAAAAAAGGAAUCGAAAAAACACCGGGAAAGCAGGAGUUCAUUUCCAAUCACUUAUGGGCGCCUUGCUUUGCAUUGCAUACAUGCAUACAUACAUACACACAACUUACAUUUAUACAUCGGGAUCCAGUUUCUGAAGAUUUAGUGCUUGCUGGUGGGGGCUGGGUAAACUUUCUGUUCUUUUGUGGGUGUUUUCUUAUUUCUUUCGUCUUUCCGCUUUACAUGUGCUUUUAAAGUACCCCCAAUGCGCGAUUACAUACUCUUGUCGAUAUAUUACCCAUGCUUCAGUUGCCUUUUUCUUUCUGACAAUGUGGACCUGGCGAAUCUAUUUUUGAUCUUCUUCUUUUUUAUGCCCCACGCUCAAGUCUCCCCGCUGUUAUAUUGUUCGAAUCUCGACACACACACACACACACACACACACACACACACGCACACACACACAGUCAGAAUGAGUAAUUUAUGCAUGCAUGGUUUUUGUCUACAGGAGGACUCGGUGUUUUAAUGUCACGAACUGAUGAUAUACUUGUUGACUUCUUUUUAUGUUUGGUUCUCUUUCUUUUAUUCUCACCCUGUGAUUUUUAAUGCUGAAUUAACUACCCCGCCCAUUUACCGUUCUUGAUUUUUAUGCUAGAAAACCCCUUUUUUUAAGCUCAGGGUCCUUGGAACUCCACUUCUGGGAUUCAAUAAUGGAUGCAAUGCUUGCAUACAUUAUUCAUCACUCCCACAAUUCAUUCAUUUAAUAUCUCGUUCCCACUUUUACACUUGUUACCAGUGCUACUAUGUUGAGUCGAACUGGUUGCCUUGGCGACUGCUAUUGAUUUGCCUUCUUCCUCUCCCCCUCUCUUUCAUUUAGCUUUCUCCUUCAAUCUUUUCUUUCAUCUACAUCUACAAUUUGAUUUCACAUGAGCUCUGCUAGCUUCAUACUUCUCCCCUCAUUUACCUUCUGAAUUUCCUUUUUUGUAUCAGAGAUUUCAUCAUGUCAUCAUGUUUAUGUAGAUACCCCCCUUUUUUCAAAACAGGUUCAGGAAUUUCAAGUUAAUACAGAUCAUGUUAUGUAGGUAGUUUUUUUGAAGAUUUGAUCUUCUAUCUAGUAAGCAAUCGGAGAUAUUAUGAGGUAUUUGUGAUUACUGUAUAUUCACUGAUACUAGAGCUAUCAAUGAAAGAUGGAGAAUGACAUGAAGAAAGUGAAAUAUAGAAUGAGAAUGUAUGAGAAAAACUCUGGUAGACAAUGUCUCACGCCGUUAGAUGUUCAAUUAUAGAAACAAAGCUCAAAAUUAAAUCGCGCUUCCAACGUGCUGAGAUAU
Molecule: messenger RNA, 6492 nt
Organism: Blastomyces dermatitidis ER-3
Lineage: Eukaryota; Fungi; Ascomycota; Eurotiomycetes; Onygenales; Ajellomycetaceae
Product: C2H2 transcription factor
Exons: 4
Coding region: 1067-4609 (1180 amino acids)
Biological process (GO): regulation of transcription by RNA polymerase II; DNA-templated transcription
Cellular component (GO): chromatin
Molecular function (GO): RNA polymerase II cis-regulatory region sequence-specific DNA binding; DNA-binding transcription factor activity, RNA polymerase II-specific; zinc ion binding
Source: RefSeq, a predicted model, not a curated record